Molecule: messenger RNA, 2289 nt
Organism: Suillus discolor
Lineage: Eukaryota; Fungi; Basidiomycota; Agaricomycetes; Boletales; Suillaceae
Exons: 16
Coding region: 1-2289 (762 amino acids)
Biological process (GO): cell surface receptor signaling pathway
Source: RefSeq, a predicted model, not a curated record
AUGCCACUUAGAUUCAUUCGUAUGAAAAAGCCAGGGAUUGAUAUCGACCCUUUGCAAGCAGCAAUCACUACUACGGCUUUCGCCAGGGAUCUCAUGGCAACCAUGCAGUUUCCUCCAGCCAGUGCCGCUGUCUCAGUCUUGCUACUCAUCUUGCAAACUAUCCAGAACAUUCAAGUUAACAAGUCCGCCUGUGAUCGCUUGGCGCGUCGUGCUGUACAAAUACUAAUUGACAUCGAUGAACAAAUGCGUGGACGAUACCAUGAAGCUCCGGGGUCACUUCUUAGGAAUUUGGAAAGGUUUGAAAGCACCCUGAUUUCUAUCCAUCAGUUCAUGAGAAAGUUGGCCGAUUCAAAGUGGAGUGAUAGGUUCCUGCGUAAGUCGUCGAUUGACGACGCUCUGGUCGAGUACAUGCACAUGCUUGACGAGGCAGCGCAGGCUUUUCAGGUAGCCCUUGCGACGAUGCUCGCUACUCUUAUCAAUAUACACCUCGCCGUGAACUCACUGAGAGGAAGUACUGCUUCGAACGCGACAGCUGAAAGAGUCAUCGAUGCUCCACUUCCGCCUGCCUAUCAUGAGGUUUUGAAUAAACCAGACUCGGUCAUAGAGAUACGAAGCCCAGGGAUCGUCAAUGCAGCUGAGUCUAUAGUUGCUGAAUCCGAUAUUCCGGUGACGGCAGGAGGGGAACCCUUAUCACCAUCCGAAAACAGAUUUACAGACCAUUAUCUCCCUGCGGAACUGUUAUCAUUGACCCUAGAAGAUGACCAUGGGGUUAGCAAUAAUCAGAGGUUAUCUUACGCGGCCGGUCUCGAUUGCAGGACGGAUGGUGGGCUGGUGCAAUGGAAGUCCAGAAUGUUGCUCAAAUUGGGUUUUCAGAAAUGGCUGCGAGACGUCAAGAUGCUGCAGAAUCUUUAUCACCCCAAUUUACCUCAGAUGCUUGGGUUUUCGGAUGAACGAGCCCCAACUCCUUUUAUCUUGCUAGCGAAUGUUCAGACGCAGAGCCCUCAAGCUCUGGUUCGCGAAAUGCUACGUUCAUCAAGUCUAGGGACCUCGAUAGAGCUCAUGUUGCGUUUUUAUCGCGACCUUGCUGACACAGCGAUGUACGUCCAGAGACAGCUCAGCCUGGAUGAGAAUAAGGUUCAGGAUUUUAUCGAGGCUUCCUCAUUGCGAGUCGAUUCUCUCAAAACUCUUGUGGUUGGUCUGCCACCUCCUCGGGACGGCGAGUGGUAUACUGCACGAAACUACGGGUUAGCGCAUACAUUGCUAGAUGCAUGUUUGCGAAUGUUACCAAACAACGGGCACGUCACGUACUCAUAUGACAGAGGGGAGGAAUUUGUGACGGAAGAGAUACAAAAGAAAAUAAACCACCUCGUCACUUUGGCACGAGCCCUGCUUCCCAGCGGAAGGCAGUCUCCCGUACUCCCAAUACAGUUAGAAGCAUUAAUCGAAGAAACGGAGUCUAAGACUUCUUCACUGACUCUGCGACAGAUACGAGACCUCACUUGGAAUGCUGAAGGCGCUCAUGGUCAUACAUGGUAUGAAAAGAACGUGCCGGCUGAUAAGUUCUCUGUCGGUGACAUCGGCUACAUUCCGGUUGGAGGAGACUUUGAAUCCUUCGUUCUUCUCAGCAACGUCAUCAAAGACGGAAAAGCUGCAUUCAGCCUGUCUCAGCGAUCGCACGGCGAGCACUGGUGCUGGGAGCAUAUCCCGAUACACAGACAACCUCUCCAAGCCUACGAGCUGCCUGAAGCUGUCGCAGGGUGGCCCGUCGCAGUGCCUCCAUACAGUCAGAUUGAUGUCGUGGUGGUGCAUGAAGCCUAUCUUUCUUGUGUCAAGGACGCAUGGCAGUAUCUAUUGAGGAACGGCAAGGGCCACGCGGCCGAUGGUGGUAUUGAGCCGGAGGAUUUGAUCCUUGUGACCCAUGUUGGAACCCAUCAAGAUUUUUAUGUCAGGGAUUUUCGAUCAAAAACUAUUAUGCCGCAAACACAUGUAGCAAAUCCCCGGUUUGCUGCGAAUCAGUUCCAUCACCAAGGUAGGCACGGCUUUCACCAGCCACCAGGCUUUGGGUUUCAGAACCAUGGCGUUCCGUUCAACCAACCCGCCCUUCCUGCGAUAGUUUAUCUAUUAACCUCGUUGGAUGCUAAUCACGAACCACAUUGGUCGCCUUCCCCAGUGUGUCUGCCAAAAAUGUCGCGUCAACCUCUGGCACGACAUUUCACGACGAAGGUUGGGCGGAAAACUGGGUUUUUGAACUAUGUUCAACUUCACGCUGAGGACUUCGAUAGCACCUGA